Messenger RNA from Setaria italica (foxtail millet), 1486 nucleotides. RefSeq names its product heavy metal-associated isoprenylated plant protein 20. The transcript has 2 exons. The record is from RefSeq and is a predicted model, not a curated record. Bases 636 to 1169 code for a protein of 177 amino acids. NCBI's taxonomy places the organism in Eukaryota, Viridiplantae, Streptophyta, Magnoliopsida, Poales, Poaceae. Gene Ontology annotation, molecular function: metal ion binding.
UAGUAACUCCAACAUGAGAUGCAGACGUGCAGCCAUGGAAGGCUGGUGUCAUGGUGUGGAAACGACGAGCUUGCACUGUCCUCCUCGAAGUCUUGUACAUCAUCUUCAGCAAGCAUGGGCAUGGCCACAUCCACUUUCCAAAGCUGCAGCCUUGCAGGCGAUUUCUUGCACCCUCAUCACACAGGCUCGUCCUGAAACGCCUCUGCGUGCUCUGCUCGUCUGCUUGGCUUACUGCAACACACAACCUCACCACCAGCACCAUUCCUCUGCACUGCACAACCGUCACAUGAGACGAGACCUCGCACCACACCACCACGGCUCCUCCUCUCCUCCCUCCCCCUCGCUUGCUUUCCACCCUCGUCGUGCUCUCUUGUCAGCCCCCAAACAUACCACCGCACGCACCCCUUCUCCACUCUCCCGUCCCCUCACUCAGUCACACCGCGUCUCGCCAUUGCCAAUCUCAAAAGGCCUCCGAACAGUCCCUGCCGGCCUCGUACAGAGCCAGACAGGGCCCCUCUAGACUUGCCUAGCUAGGCUCCUUCACCCGUUUCACCAUUUCACAACAGUCACAAGAGGUUGGGAGUGUUCACGCACCAAGCAGCUUGCUACCUCUUCAGGACCUUGCUGCAUUCCCCAUGGGAGGCGCCAUGAGGCAGCUGCUCGGCUUGCUGGGAGCGAUCAAUGGCCGCCCCAGGGAGAGGAAGAAGAAGAUGGUGGUGCCGCGGCGCCCGGUGCAGGCGGUGGAGCUCAGGGUCAGGAUGGACUGCGAGCGGUGCGAGCGCGAGGUCAAGAAAGCACUCUCCGGCAUGAGAGGAGUGCAGCAUGUGGAGGUGAACAGGCUGCAGCAGAAGGUGACGGUCACUGGCGAGGUGGACCCGCUGGCGGUGCUGCGGCUGGCCCAGUCCACGGGGAAGAAGGCGGAGCCGUGGCCCCACCAGAACGCUGCUGCUGCUGGCGGCGGCGGCUACUGCUACGCCCCGGCGGCCGUGGCCCUCUACGGCAUCGGGGCGGCCCAGCUCCAGGCCCACGAUGGAGGUAGGUGGGCCAACCCGGCUGGCUACUACCACCACCCGCCGGCGAGGAGCGUGGAGGCGGCGGCCAUCAUCGGCGCCGACCAGAUCACCAACCUGUUCAGCGACGACAACCCCAACGCCUGCUCCCUCAUGUGACGCCUACGUGGUCGACACAGUGGCUCAGUCAGGCUUGUGGUUUAGUACUUAGCGGCAGGAGUAGCUGUAGGCUAGCGAUUGGUGCCACUGCAUCGUCACUGUAAAUCUUGCGAGGUUUCUUUCUAUGUGGCGUGGUUAAAGUCAGGGAGGAAUCAAGAAUGUAGCAGAGGUUUUAGGUCGAUGGCACGCAGAGCAGGAAGCAAACUUGGCGUUGAUAGAUUCCAUCUAGUUGUAAUCUAUGCGCUUAGAUCCCUAGCCGUUCUUUAUGUUGGGAUUCAGGCAGUGGAACAUGAGAUCAUCAGCUCCGAGGGUCAAUA